AAGCAGUUGUUGAUGCAAGAGAGAUGGAUAUAGUUGAAUCUGUACACAAUCUUGCUGUCCAAAAUCCUGCCGAGGAGGAUUUUUCGGCUGCCGAUUUGACCUGGACUAAGUUUGGUACUGCUGAGCAUCACGAUGAGGUUGCCCUCAUUCCUUACGAUCGUGUUGAUGCCUUUAUAAUUGGAGAAUGCUCUAAUCCCGAGUGCCCUACCCGCUUCCAUAUCGAGAGGGGAAGAAAAAGAGCCAGAGGCACUUUGAAGGACUACAAGACUGAUGAAUAUUUGGAAUACAAGUUGUACUGGUGUUCAUUUGGCCCUGAAAAUUACGGUGAAGGUGGAGGAGUAUUACCUAGUCGGAAAUAUCGUCUUAAUACCCGAAAUCGUGCUGCAAGGCCCCAAUCCAUGCGUGGCUGUACAUGCCACUUUGUAGUGAAGCGCUUGUAUGCCCGAUCGUCACAGGCACUAAUUAUAUACAAUGAAAGGCGUCAUGUAAACAAAUCUGGUUUUGUCUGCCACGGACCACUUGACAGAGAUGCCAUUGGUCCUGGAGCCAAAAAAAUUCCAUAUAUUUGUAAUGAAAUUCAGCAGCAAACAAUGUCUAUGAUUUAUCUUGGUAUUCCUGAGGAGAAUGUGUUGGAGAAACACAUCGAGGGGAUUCAACGAUACUGCGGUUCAAAUCCAAAAGUCAACAGCCUUGCUUCACAAUAUGUCCAUAAACUUGGAAUGAUCAUCAAACGGUCUACUCACGAGUUGGACCUAGAUGAUCAAGCUAGCAUCAGGAUGUGGGUUGAACGCAAUAAGAAGUCUAUCUUCUUUUAUCAAGAUUCUUCAGAAUCAGAUGCUUUCAUUCUGGGAAUUCAAACAGAAUGGCAAUUGCAGCAAAUGAUCCGUUUUGGUCACCGCAGUCUCAUUGCAGCAGAUUCAGCAUUUGGCAUUAAGAGACUCAAGUAUCCGUUGUGCACACUUCUUGUUUUUGAUUCGAGACAACAUGCACUUCCUGUUGCAUGGAUCAUCACGCGUAGCUCUGCAAAACCAGAUGUUGCUAAGUGGAUGAAGGCUCUACUUGGUCGAGCAUCAAGUGUGGAGCCUGGAUGGAAGAUCAGUGGAUUCUUGAUUGAUGAUGCUGCUGCUGAAAUUGAUCCCAUAAGGGAUGUAUUUGGCUGUCCUGUUUUGUUUUCCCUCUGGCGAGUUCGCAGAACAUGGCUGAGAAAUAUUGUCAAAAAGUGCAGUAACAUUGAAGUUCAGCGUGAGAUUUUCAAACGUCUGGGAGAGAUAGUUUACAGCAUUUGGGGUGGAGUCGAUACUUUGUCUGCCUUGGAAGAGUUGACUCAUGAUCUUGUUGAUCAGACUGCAUUCAUACAAUAUUUCAAAGCCUCUUGGGUGCCUAAGAUUGAAAUGUGGUUAUCGACUAUGAGAGCUCUUCCCCUAGCAAGUCAAGAGGCUUCAGGUGCCAUAGAAGCUUAUCAUGUAAAGCUGAAAGCUAAAUUGUUUGAUGAUUCACAUCUUGGUGCACUCCAAAGGGUGGAUUGGUUAGUGCACAAGCUGACAACUGAGCUGCAUUCAAGUUACUGGCUGGAUCGGUACGCUGAUGAAAGUGAUUCUUUUCAAAAUGUCAAGGAGGAAUAUAUUGCAUCUACAUCAUGGCACAGGGCUCUGCAAAUUCCCAAUUCUUCUGUUACUGUGGAUGAUAAGGAUCAUCUCUUUGCCAGGGUAUCAAGUCAAAAGGACAACAAUGUAACACAUAUAGUGUGGAAUCCCGGAUCAGAAUUUGCUUUUUGUGAUUGUGCAUGGUCAUUGCAGGGAAACCUUUGCAAGCAUGUUAUCAAGGUCAAUAUGAUUUGUGAAAACGGUGAAGGUUAUCAACCCUCAAUGUCAUUUCGGGCUUUCAAGGAGCUAUUGACAAGUCUCUGGAAAAAACCAAUGGAUGACUCGGUUGGUCUAGAUUUGUCUAUUGCCUGGGCGCACCAGAUGCUGGAUCAAAUUAAACAGCUUGUUGAACUGGAUAGUUCAAAAACUAUUGGUACUGUGGUAAAUAACAUGCCAUUGAAAUGGGUUUCAAAGAAGGGAAGAACAUCUAUUGGCAUUCCCUCAUCAGUUCUGGCUCUUCCAUCCAGUUCCAAGAGUGGUUCAAACAAUGCUGUUGCACGGAAGAAAAGUAAAAAACGUAAAAGAUUGUCAAGAUUGAGGUAGCAUCAGUUAGUAGAUAAAAGAUGUCUUGUGGAUGUCUCUGACCCGUGCUGCCAAUUGAAACAUGCUCAUGCUCGCUUUGGUUUCUAAGCUUGUCGAGCAAUGUCAUCCUUACUCCACUGUAGGGGGAAGUCUCCUGAAUCUUGAUCCAUAUUCAAUCGACCAAGAUCAGUAUACUCGCAGCCACCAUAAUUUUGUUCUGAUGCUAUGCAUGGUAUAUCUUUGCUGCAAUUGCAAAUAUAAAUGUGCCUUGAGGUACAUCAAAGCGUGUCUGAACACUUACAUGCUUCUGCACAUUCCUCGGCAGGUUCCAGGAUGUGGCUGCCAUCAUUUGCUUCAAAUGUUGGAAGGAUUCUUGAGCAUGUGACUGGAUUAUUUCGUUCUCUCAAUCCACAGAGCUGCAUACAUGGAGGUCUCUUAGGUUUCUUUUUGUUCAGAAAGGAAAUAUUGGUGAAAAAUACGCCAUUGAAUUUAUAUUUAUCAAUUUUUGUAGUUUUGGUUGCAUGAAAUUUGUGUAGAUUUUAUACAACUAUUGACCUGUUUUCACUUGUUUUUAAUUACUUGCAAAAAUUGCUAGGUCAUGCAGAGUUAGAAUGGAUCA
Populus euphratica (Euphrates poplar) is the source of this 2784-nucleotide messenger RNA. Its product is annotated as SWIM zinc finger family protein. Bases 24 to 2186 code for a protein of 720 amino acids. Gene Ontology annotation, molecular function: zinc ion binding. NCBI's taxonomy places the organism in Eukaryota, Viridiplantae, Streptophyta, Magnoliopsida, Malpighiales, Salicaceae. The transcript has 5 exons. The record is from RefSeq and is a predicted model, not a curated record.